AUGCCAUCAAUGAAACCGGGCUAUAGCCUCUCGGCUAGGCCGUUGGGCGGGUAUGGUUCCAAGAAGAGCCAAGACGAAUGGCCUGGUGGUUCCAUACCGAGAUGGGUAGAUUGGUCCGUGUCAAAGGAUGCUGAGUUGCCUCGUUCGGAGAGACAAGUAGCAUCUACGCCAAAGCCAUCAACCAGAGGUCCACAGGUUCCGGUUUCCAGGGUUUCCGUCUUCCCGACGUCGUCUGCUAAAUCACUCCCCGACACAGAACCCAGGUCAUCACGAACUACAGGCGGUAGGGCAUCAUCAUCAGACUUCGCAGCGUCACAUCAUCCAGCGGGAUCCGGCUCUUCAUCUUCAGGCAGAUUGUUCGACAGCACCUCAAGGGCCACCCACCCAUUGUACAAGAGGACUAGACCCUCCGUCGCUCGAAAUACCGCGUCGUCGCACAAGGACCCGGGGAGCACAAGUUUGUCGUCAGGCUCAACACACCACUUCCCGGGCUCGCCCAAACCAGGACUGAGCCAUGGGCAUGAGCGAGAAGGUACCCAGAGCUCAGCAGGGACGCGAGUAAAAGAGGAAGUCGAGACUCAAAAGAUGUUGGCACAGCCCCCGAUGAUAUAUCCGGAACUGGAUCGCUAUCGUGAUUUCCAACGUCCGGAGUACUCGAUUCGGCGACAUGACAUUGAUGUUCCACACCGAUUGACGACAGAUGACCUUCCUCCACCAACACCUGGAUCGUUGCUCUUCUCCGGAGGAAGCAGCCAGGUAAGUGCCGUGAGUGGCAGUCCUUCAACCAAGUUCUCCGAAUCUCCUGGUCCGGGGCCCUAUAGUCGAGACACUACACCUACGUCAAUUUCGUCGCAGUCGCCUGUUUUUGUCGCUCCGAGCCGCAUUGGAGCCUCCCACAGGAAUGGCCGGCUGCCCAGUGCGACUACAACUAGGCCUCCUGUUACGAGAAGACGGGCUGGAAGCCUUUCCAACGAACUGGACACAGAGGCAGUUGAUCUCCAUGGACUGGCAGCUGUCAGAGAAUCUGUCACAUCAUCCUCCUCAAACUCGACGGUCAAAGAAGGGGAGAGGGACACGAGAAAGAAAGGAGCAAAAGGUAGGCAUCUGCCACCUCCGCCCCCAAGCCCGCCACCUAGGAAGUCUUCGCAGAAACUCGGCAAAUCAGCGACCAAAGAUGCCACUGAAGCAAGUAGAUCUCAAGCCACUGGGGAAAGCAAUGCCCCAAUGGUUAGCUCUUUCGUGCCGUCCUCGCAGACACUUCAGGCAGCCCCUCCAGCUCGCCCUAGUCGGCACAACACCCCGGAUAUGAAGUCACAAUUGCUCAGCGUCACACCCGUAAUACAAAGUAACCUGACAUCUACCGUGCGUGCCUCGGAGGGUCGCAACAAUACCACCCUUGGGGCGACAACACCCGGACCAACGACUUCCCCAAGAUGCAUCAAACAUACCGGGUCCGCCUCGGACAUCUCUGGAUCUGCUCGCGACGGCGCCAUUGUGCCCUUGAAAACCCGAACAAGUAUAGAAAAAAAGUCAAGGACUUUGCCCCCGGCGGCUCCGUCAUCCAGCACACAAUCUUCUUCAAAGACCAGAUUUCUCUUCUUUGGCAGAAAAAAGGCGGGCUCGUCCGACAACACCGCAAGCAUCGAAGGACGCACCGACAGCAAACACGGGAAAUCAAGCAGAAAAGGGCCGGUGGCGGGUACUGGUCACGAGGGCUACGGUCGUGUCGGGGCCGUUCGAAGGCGAAGUGGCAGCGGCCCAGCGUUACCCCGUAGUGUCACAGAUCCUUUGGCGUCUUGUUCUAGUCUUGGUAGCUCGGACUCUUUCCUGGCUGACAGAAUGAACCCCGUCGUUAUCUCUGGCGGAGAGGUGAUUCAGAAUCGAAACGCAAGCUCGGAACUUUUCCGCUCUGGGAGCAAUCAGAGCAUAAUGGGUCGGCCAAGUACCGAUUCCAAAGUUUCUUCUGAGGGCUCAUCCAUUUUUAGGCACCAUCCGGCAUCGCCAACUGGAGCGUCCGCUGCAACUCGUGGGCCGACUUUACGUCGAGCUUCUCAAGGCAGCCAGUCCGAGAGAGUCGCUAUGGAGUCGACACUCGCCUUCAGGCGCUCUGUUCAUAGGCUAAGAUCCUCCCCCGACAACCCGCUGCGCCUUCCUCAACCCAUUGACACAAGCGUGCACACACCUUCGCCACCCAUGACGAGUUUGGAUACGAGCAUCUUGUCAGAUGAAUCCUUCAAUGACCUGCACCGAGAUCUAUCCCGGGACUCAGACGCGUCCAAGAAGCUACAGAAGAAGCUACAGUCACCCCGAAAAUACAAAUGGAAUCUCUUUGGCCGCUCGCAAGGCCAAGCCAAUGACAAAACAGCAAAAGGGAUCGAGCAGGUGGGAGCUCAUUUCAAGAUGGUUGAGAAGCGCCCUGUUGCAUUUUACGCCAUUCUUGAUGCGUCUGGACGGGAUGAAAUCGAACCCACCGAUAUCCAGGAAGUCUUGAGGGAUGCGGAUGUCUACAGAAAGUCGCCGAGACUUGUCAACAACGAUGGUGAAAAGUUUUCAUUGCCGCAAACUUGUCUUGGCGACUCAAGAGUUGAUUCGGCACCACCAAUUUUGUGGCAUGCUUCACCCAACCACUUGUCCAACACAACGCUUGGCUCCUCUUCGGCAACGGAUUGGUUUGGUCGCACCAUGGCAGAAGCACCGUACGUCGGUGGCAAAAGGAGCCGCCUUCCGCAAGUUGGCAGGAUUCCACCCGUCGUCAAGACGCGAUCAGAGACUGGCUCACCUCGAAGCUUUUCCAAGCCGUUUUGGGCAAGCCCUCAGCCAGGAGUUAAACCUCGGACAGAAAUACACGACCCAGAAUCGAUUGCUACAGGUCCCACUCCACCCAAGCUAACAACGCCUCCUCCCGAUUCAACAGCAGGAGAUCGGACAUCUCCUGAGAGCAGGACUGUCACGGUAUUGCACGGGAACUCGAGUCAGACGGUGUCACCCGGCCCCGGACAAACAGACAAGGAGUUUUUAUCCUUCUCACCCCGAAAGAACUCAAACGGCACGAUCUACGCCAGCUCCUGUAGCUCCGGAGCAGCGAAUCCCUUUGCUACGGCAACGGCGGUCAUUCCCAAGCCAGACGAUCCUCCCGCGGAGGACGAAGUUUGGGAUGAAUACAACGACCUGCUUGGGGAAGAGUCGACAAAGGGGACUCAAUCCGCUACCUCCUCCAAAGGCAUCCCAUUUCCCUGGGAAAGGUACCUGAAUCAGUUGUCUGAGGGCAAGGAGGCCCUUGAGUCUCCCAUAAUCGCCGCCAAUAGCGGCAAGACAUCGACGUGCUCGAAAGCACCCACCCACUCCAGCUCCCACAGCGCUGACAUGACUGAGCACAUCCGGACCGUCUUGCAGCCAAAGCCAAGCCCUUCUUCGACGGUCAUGUCGGUUCCUAUGAAGCAAAAGAGAGUGCAACGUGACACGCAAGCGAAACCCGCGAAAGAGAUGGCAUUGAAGAGGGACAGUGCAUCAUCAGGCCGAACCACGUUCUCGGACCGUACUUCGUGUUCGUCAAACGACGCAUCACCUCUGGCUCAAGUGAACUUGCGCGUUGGAUCGAUGACGGUUAGCAAGUGGCUAACCUUUGGCCAUGUGCUAUUCAGCGACAUCCGACAUGGACUCUCGCCUACCAAAAACUCGCUAAAGCAUCAUUCCGUCCUGGUGAUUGACGGUCUCGGCAAUGACGACUGGUCUUUUUACGCCGCCGAGACGUAUCCGGGAGCAUCAUUUUACAACCUGUCACCCCGGGCUCCUCUUCCUGCCGAACUCGGGAAUUCUCCCACCGGGUUUCCUUUGAGCCCCCCAAACCACCACCAAAUACAAUACAUGUCGCACUCGGAAAAGUUCCCCUUUGCCCCGCAAAGCUUUGACGCUCUGGUAUACCGAUUCCCCGUCGUUGCGCCCGAGUCGCACUAUCGAAACAUACUGAGCGAAGCCAGGCGGGUUCUGCGACCGAACGGCUACAUUGAGCUGUCCAUCUUGGACUCGGACCUCAACAACAUGGGCAAUCGGGGGCGACGCAGCAUCAGGCGGCUGAAGGAGCAGAUACGACUAAGAAUCCCCGACGCGACUUUUGCCUCUACCCCUGAUCUAGUUGUGCGGCUGCUGGGCAGGGUUGGCUUUUCAAACAUCAAGGCCGCUCGUGUCGGGAUUCCCGUAGCCACUUGCAUUACACGCUCUCGUCACGUUGAAAAGGACAAGCAAGACUCUGGCGAGAAGAGGAGCCGGCCGAGCUUGGCGGAGAUGAUGAGUGACAAUGGUCCUUUGGCAGAUGAGAACAUUACCAGGAUGGUCACCCGGGUUGGACGCUGGUGGUACACUAGGUGCUAUGAGAACGCCGCUGGCAACAAGAGUAUAUGGAACGACAAGGCUCUGCUGUCAGAAUGCGAGCAGUCGGGCACCAGCCUAAAACUUAUGGUAUGCUGCGCAAGAGUCCCAGACCGCGUCACCACCAGCCUUUAG
Molecule: messenger RNA, 4500 nt
Organism: Ustilaginoidea virens
Lineage: Eukaryota; Fungi; Ascomycota; Sordariomycetes; Hypocreales; Clavicipitaceae
Exons: 1
Coding region: 1-4500 (1499 amino acids)
Source: RefSeq, a predicted model, not a curated record